AUGCCUUACUACGGCUAUCGGGAGGGGUCGGACUCUAGCGGGGGCUCGGAGUCAGAUGGAGGAGAAUCGGACUCCGAAGGCGGGUUGAGUACGGAGAGCACAGUGGGACAGGGUCUGCCCUUUCCCGGAUUUGUGCCCGUCGCUCUUCGGUACUUGACACAGGAUACACGACCGCGCAGCUGGUGCCUCAAACUCAUCACUAAUCCAUAUCCUUUUUAA
Leptosia nina is the source of this 219-nucleotide messenger RNA. Lineage: Eukaryota; Metazoa; Arthropoda; Insecta; Lepidoptera; Pieridae. The record is from the annotation of a GenBank genome assembly.